Alosa alosa (allis shad) is the source of this 725-nucleotide messenger RNA. It is a transcript of the gene bglap, whose product is annotated as bone gamma-carboxyglutamate (gla) protein. Bases 64 to 375 code for a protein of 103 amino acids. The record is from RefSeq and is a predicted model, not a curated record. Lineage: Eukaryota; Metazoa; Chordata; Actinopteri; Clupeiformes; Clupeidae. The transcript has 4 exons. Gene Ontology annotation, biological process: osteoblast differentiation; response to vitamin K; bone development. Gene Ontology annotation, molecular function: hydroxyapatite binding; structural constituent of bone; calcium ion binding. Gene Ontology annotation, cellular component: extracellular region.
GUGAGAGCACUGGUCAUUCUUCGAUUGUCUACAGUCCAGAGAACAACUUAAGAGCCAUCAGAAAUGAAGACCUUAGCCAUCCUUGUCCUUUGUGCUCUUGCUUAUGUCUGCAUUUCUGCAAGUACUGGGGCUUCUGACUCAACUGUCAGUAAGUCUGACUCUCCCAGUGAUGAAGGCGUGUUCGUGAACAGGGACCACGCUGCUACUCUCAUGCGGCAGAAGCGCGCUGGCACCACUGACCCUGCCAGCCUGUCAUUGACUCAGCUGGAGAGCCUGAGAGAGGUGUGCGAGGCCAACCUGGCUUGUGAGGAUAUGAUGGACACAUCUGGAAUUAUUGCCGCCUACACUGCUUAUUAUGGACCAAUCCCCUAUUAAAUCAUCAUCACCAUGACCAGUCACCUUCCAGCCAACCUGUCCUGCCAAUGCAAAGAUGUUAAUGCAGAUGGAAUGCAUAGUUUAGAGAACAUUACCACAUUGCAGCCUUAAAGACCAUUCCGAGGAGUAAUUAAAGACUUCCAAAACAUAUCUGCAAGUCUGCAAGGGGGUGUAAAUUGUGUAGCUAAAGUGUUACAUUAUAAAUCUUUAAUGUAUUUGACUGUUAAAUUAAAGUGACAUUAUGAAAAUUGAAAGUUGAAAUCAGGUAUUAAGAUUAUUUAGCAAGUAGUAAUCAAGAGGGUGAGUAGUCAUUAGUUUAGCAUAAAUAAAAAUACAAAAUACUGAAAAUG